AUGGGUACAAAAGGUGAAAGCUAUAAUCGACGUUGGAAGACAAUCAUGCUUGUAGGAGCUACUGGGACAGGAAAGACAACUCUAGUGGAUGGAAUUGUUAACUACGUUCUGGGUGUUAAUAUGGAUGAUCCAUUUCGAUUUAAAAUUGUGAAACUAGAGGAAAGUGAAAGAAUUAAGGAGAAAAAACAGGCCGAGUCCCAAACGGAGUGGAUCACGUGUUACACGAUACAUUCUUCCAAAUAUAGCGGACGAUUAGAAUUCACACUGACGGUUGUAGAUACGCCAGGGUUUGGAGAUACUCGUGGGAUAGGGUACGACAAGAAAGUUAUUGAUCAAAUCAAACACCUUUUUUCUCAACAUGGUCCUAAGGGCAUUCUAUCACUUGAUGCAAUUUGUUUUUUGAACAAAGCACCUGACGCCCGUCUUACUGCUCAUCAAAAAUAUGUUUUUCAACAAAUUCUGUCAAUGUUUGGAAAAGACGUUGAAGAAAAUAUCUGUUCACUGAUCACGUUUGCUGACGGUCAAGAACCGCCGGUUUUACACUCACUGAGAGAAUCUAAACUUCCUAUAAACAAAGAUUUUUGUUUUAACAAUUCAGCUUUGUUUGCUUCAAACGGUACGGAAAACACUCAUGAAUAUACGCCACUGCAUUGGAAAAUGGGUCUCAAAAGUUUCCGAAAAUUCUUUGCUCACCUUCAAAAACUCCAACCGAAAAGUUUAGAAAUGACACGGAAUGUACUUCAUGCACGCGACACUCUUGAAAAUACCAUAGAGAACAUACAACUGCAGGUAAGUAGUGGCCUUUUUACUAUUCACAGUCUACGUGAAGAAAUCCGUAUUUUCAAUCAGCACAAAACAGAUGCAGAAGCAAAUAAGGACUUUGAGUACGAAAUAAAAUUCUCAGUACUAAAACAUAAACCUUUGCCACCAGGUCAACACAUCACUAAUUGUUUACAUUGCAAUCACACCUGCCACUACCCAUGCUACAUCCCGAAUGACGAAGACAAAAUGCGGUGUGCUGCCAUGAACUUGUCAGGAAACUGCAAUGUUUGUAAAUAUAAGUGUCAUUGGUCUCAGCAUAAAAACACGCCGCAAAUCAUAUACCCAGAGAUUGUUAAAAAAAAGGAAACGUAUUCAAAUAAAAUGAAAAAAUUCAAAGCAGCAAAGAAAGGGAUGGUAACUCAUGAGGACGCUAUUGGAAUGCUGAAACAAGAUAUGAUAAAUAAGAUGUUGGACGUGCAAGAAAAAAUGGCAGUUGUUAAACGUUGCAAUGAGCGCCUGAAAGAAAUGGCAUUGCGCCCAAAUCCACUAAGUAUGGUUGAAUAUAUUGAUAUUAUGAUAGAAGCUGAAGAGUUUGAACAAAAUGAUGGGUAUAAAGAGCGAAUUAAAGAACUGAAGUUCUACAGAGAUAGAGCUACUACAGACAAAAAAGCAGCAGAUUUUCUGGCUAUAAGACUAGACGAAGAGCUGAAUAUGGAUUAGAUAAAUGCAUGUCUCACUUUGGUGCCGUAUUUUGGAAAGCUUUUAAAUGAUAUUGUCUCUUCUAAAGACAAUUAUUAUUUUCACAAUUCAUGUCAACAUGACAUCCAGAUUCUUCUCACUC
Mercenaria mercenaria is the source of this 1603-nucleotide messenger RNA. RefSeq lists its product as uncharacterized. Gene Ontology annotation, molecular function: GTP binding. The record is from RefSeq and is a predicted model, not a curated record. Bases 1 to 1482 code for a protein of 493 amino acids. The transcript is spliced from 3 exons. NCBI's taxonomy places the organism in Eukaryota, Metazoa, Mollusca, Bivalvia, Venerida, Veneridae.